Molecule: messenger RNA, 705 nt
Organism: Trypanosoma grayi
Lineage: Eukaryota; Euglenozoa; Kinetoplastea; Trypanosomatida; Trypanosomatidae
Exons: 1
Coding region: 1-705 (234 amino acids)
Source: RefSeq, a predicted model, not a curated record
AUGGCGGAGUUGGACUGCCCCAAGUGGGCUGUGGCGGCGCUGGCGCUCUUCGGCCGCGGCGGCGCCCCACUCAUCAUGCGCACUUUCACGUCGCCGCGCGAGGUGCUCGACAACGCGGAGGCCGCGACGUGCGCGAACCUCCGCGUUGGCGAGGACGACGUGGUGAGGCUCCACUUCCUGCUCUUCUCCUCGCUGGACCGCUGCGACGACAUUGUGCGAAAGCGGCAGCAACAGGGUGGCUCACAGCAGCAGCAGGGGGGCCCCGGCGUUGCAAAGACGCUGGUGCGCGUCUCCGCCGGUGCGGACGUCCGCUUCCUCGGCAAACUGAUGCGCUGCCACAUGUUCACUUCGUACGGCUUUCAGUCCGCCUCCGGCAUCCGCACCAUUUUGGCCAUCGUAGGCGAUGCCCCACUCGAUGCAGUGCUGCCGCUGUGCCGCUCCACCUACGAGGUGGCCUCGGCGGCGCUCUGCAACCCCUUCCGCACCCCGCGCAUGCAUGCGCAAAUGCUGCAGCAGUGGCACGCCGGCGCGCAGCACGACACGCAGUCGUUGCUGCCGUCAGCGUACACGGAGAAUCUCAGAGCUGCACCAACGCCAGAGACAAUGGCGGAGGAGCCGUCGCUGGCGUAUUCUCGUGCGUUCCGAGAGCAGAUACGUAGCAGUAUUGAGCCCUUCACCGCCACCGCACGCAGCAGCAUUGUGUGA